AUGUCUCCCAACGUACUCGGCGACAAGGACGUCAACGCCACCGUCGUGGUCAGUGACCCUCAGUCCACCAAGGACCUCAAGAGCAUGGAGUACCACCGCCAGGUCCUGCAGAACAAGAUGGCCCAAGAGAAGUACGACAAACUACAGCCUCGCAGCAGUAACAAGAACAAAACUCUAAACUCCAUUGUCCUCGAUAGGUCCAAGACGUACAUCUCGCCAUCUGACAACAUCAUGAGCCCUUGCACCGCUAAGCUCAGCGCCCUUCGCAACAAGCAGGUUGGCAAGGUCAAGCCCAAGUCUCUCUUCGCCCAGACUUCUGCCAAGAAGCUCAGAAGCGACGCCGCCGUGUUCGGCGACCAAGCAGGCACGCCUACCAAAGACAGUGCCUUCUAG
Colletotrichum abscissum is the source of this 393-nucleotide messenger RNA. RefSeq lists its product as uncharacterized. Bases 1 to 393 code for a protein of 130 amino acids. NCBI's taxonomy places the organism in Eukaryota, Fungi, Ascomycota, Sordariomycetes, Glomerellales, Glomerellaceae. The record is from RefSeq and is a predicted model, not a curated record. The transcript is spliced from 2 exons.